This is a messenger RNA of Seminavis robusta, 1862 nucleotides long. NCBI's taxonomy places the organism in Eukaryota, Bacillariophyta, Bacillariophyceae, Naviculales, Naviculaceae. The record is from the annotation of a GenBank genome assembly.
GACUCGACUCACUCAGAAGAUCCUCUUUUCACUUGCUGCCCUUUGAGCUUGCUGGCAUCGAUUCUGAUGCGAUUCUCGUUUGCAUUCGAUCACUCCCUCCAAAUGAAUUGAGAAAGAUGAGGGCUUUGUCGACUCUGCUGCUGCUCCUGCGUAUGGCAUACACCUGUGCGAUCAGCGUUCACGGGUUGAUUGACAUUGUAUUAAUCGACGCUGUAGGAGAGAUUUGUCACCCAGUGGAGAUAUUUGCUGACGUUGAUACAGAUGAGAAACAGUCAUGUUCCGUGGGAUCCCUCUGCUUUCGCAUGCAUUCGGAGAUGAUAGACACCGUGUUGGUCGAGUUCGAACCGGCUCCUGUUGAUUGGGAGCUAGACGAGGUUCGCCUGGAAGUGAACAACAAGACCGUGUUUGGACAAGAUUCCGACCUGCGCCACAAACAAGGUUUAUUGGAAGCAGGGGUGCAGCUUCCUUGUGGUUCCUGCCUUGCGCUUCACGCCACUGCCAAGAAAACGCUGUCAGACGGAACUGUUCAAAUGGCGCAGGUCCACCCGCUGGAAUUCAACAGUGUUUCUUGCCAACAACAAACAGAAUCGGGGCCUGUCAAACCCCAAAUACUAAGGAGGCGGGCACAGUUUGAAAUUAUUCCCCCCAUGCUGCAACUGGAACAACAAACUUGCCCGAGCUAUCCAACUCGAAUCGACUUUAACUUGACCCAAGAAUUCAUACGAGACGCCGUUCAGGCUUUUGAAUUUAUUAAACUGGUGUUCCGAGAAGAGAUGGGACCCAUUGAGGGUAUGCUGGACAGGCAAAGGCAAUUUUACGCAAGCUUCAAUGGCUGGUCCGAUUGGAAUGAUCAAGCUCUCGUAGCCAAAACACGUGACACUAAUGUUUGUUUCGCCGUCUUUAUGGCAACCGAAGGCAACAACCUAAUUGAUCAAUUUCAGAACAUCAUCAUAUUGAAUGAACGCGUAGAUGGAACAGAUUGUGUGGUUCGCCAAGGAUACUCAACUGCUUACUUUACUCCGUACUACAGCGAGUUCAGGGCCGAGGUGGAUGCAUGUGUCCGAUCGUGUAGCGACGGUCUUUGCCCGUUGAUACUUGCAGGUCAUUCGCAGGGAGGAGCCGCAGCCGUGGUAGCUUCCGUAGACCUGAAUGUCUAUAGGCCAACAGUGAUCACGUUUGGUGCUCCUCGGGCUAUCCACGACGAGUAUGAAGACCCUUGCACCGAAGCCAAUCCACAGAAUCACUACAGAUUCAUCAACGUUCUCAACGGAGAGUUCGAUCGAGUCGCUACUCAGGCAAAUUUCUUUAGAGCCAAGCAUGUAGGCCACACCCUUCUUUUGGACGGCGAUGAUUUUCCUAUUGCAAAUCUUGGUUUCAACGACAACGAAGAUCGGCAUCCCAGAGGUGACGAUGCUCACGACCAAAUACUCUAUGGGGAUCGCAUCAAAGCAAUGCUGGAUAGAGGUUGCUUCCCUGUGCCAGUUGGACGAUAGCUCCAAACCUUUGAAGCUUGUACUUAUUGCACAUCUACUAGGAACUAGGAGCGCAUCAAUGCUCUUCCCCUGUAGCAUCCGAAUUUUGAAACGUGUGUGGGUCCUGGAGCUAGAAAUACACCUGGUAAGUCUAGGAGUAGGUCCUUGUGUGCAGCCUGAUUUAAGCCCGGUGUGGAACUAGGAGUGGGGCAUUGGGAGGGCUCCAGGAGUAGGUCCAAAGAAGUUGAUCCUUGUAUUGGACUAGAUCCUGAGUUGGUCUGGUGAUGGGGCCAGGAGAUAGACCAAGGGUAGGUCCAAAAAGUAAGUCCUGGAGUUGGUCCAGGUGUGGGACUUUAGUUGGUUUGAAAGGGACAGGCCAGGCUAGCUAGG